Podarcis muralis (Common wall lizard) is the source of this 933-nucleotide messenger RNA. The record is from RefSeq and is a predicted model, not a curated record. NCBI's taxonomy places the organism in Eukaryota, Metazoa, Chordata, Lepidosauria, Squamata, Lacertidae.
AGUCACCCAUUAUCUGUUUCUAUUUUUGCAGGUCCUGAAUGACAAGCGACAUGGGUUUCUGCAGUGCCACUUGGAGUCUCUUGCACUGUGGAAUGGAUUGACUUUUUUCCAAAAUGGAGAUUUUACAGUAGGCUGGAAUAAAGCACCACGGCUGUGAAUUCUGCUUCUGCUCUGUCACUGGACAUAGCAAAGGAAAGACUCUCUCCCCUGCCCUCUUCCCUUUCCUACUUCCCCCCCCCCUGCUUCCAAUGAAGAAAGCACAGUAUCAUCUCACCUUACUGAUUUAGAGCACACCACCAUCCAGGACAGAUGGUCUGUCAAAAGCUGUAGGAUGCCUGUGGAGAACAUCAUAAUGAAGUAGCAAACUGAUAGCAGUGCUGCUGCCUAAUUGUCAGGAUCACAGCCGACAGAGCUGCACUGCCCUUUCCCUGCUUCCUUAAUCGGGUCAGGAACAGCAGGGUGAACAUGGCUGGCCUCGUUAACAACCUGCUAAUAUUGUUCCUUAUUUUUCAAAACAGCUGUUUGGCUUUCAGAAGCCCACUUUCUGUCUUUAAGAGGUAUAAAGAUUCUGCCAAGUCACAUUCUAAUGAAUGCCUGGGCAGCAACAGGCAGCUGGUUCCUCUAAGUUUAUCAGAUUUUGCAUUGGACAUUCGCAUGCCGGGGGUAACUCCUAAGCAGUCUGAUACCUACCUUUGCAUGUCUGUCCGUUUACCAGUGGAGGAGGAAGCCUACGUAGUUGACUUCAAACCUCAUGCCAGCAUGGACACUGUCCAUCAUAUGCUGCUCUUUGGAUGCAACAAUCCAUCUUCAGAUGAAGAUUCCUGGGACUGUGAUGGAGGAACAUGCACGGACACAUCUAAUAUUUUGUAUGCUUGGGCAAGAAAUGCACCACCAACAAGACUACCAAAAGGUAUGAGAUCUUUCACACUAUGA